Molecule: messenger RNA, 1581 nt
Organism: Fonsecaea multimorphosa CBS 102226
Lineage: Eukaryota; Fungi; Ascomycota; Eurotiomycetes; Chaetothyriales; Herpotrichiellaceae
Exons: 5
Coding region: 1-1581 (526 amino acids)
Biological process (GO): transmembrane transport
Cellular component (GO): membrane
Molecular function (GO): transmembrane transporter activity
Source: RefSeq, a predicted model, not a curated record
AUGGACAAGUCCAUCACAUACAGCAUUGAUCCCACCGAGGAUGUCAACGAUGAUGGUGUCGUCCUCGAUGAGAAAACGGGAACGGUUGCGGACAGGAAUGCCAUGGCGCGUUUGGGCAAGGAACAGCUCUUCAAGGCCAAUGAACAGCGUAACUUUGGUUUCGUGUCUAUUUUCGGCUUUGCCCUCAUCAUCAUGAGCACCUGGGAGACGAUAUUAUCGACUCUGGCCUUUGGACUAGGCAAUGGCGGGCCUGGGGGCCUCAUCUGGACCUUCGUUGCGGCGUAUAUCGGCUUCACCCUCGUCAGUGUUUCAAUGGCUGAAAUGGCCUCCAUGGCUCCUACCUCUGGCGGACAAUAUCAUUGGGUUUCUGAAUUUGCUCCUCCAAAUGCCCAGAAAUUGCUGUCAUACUUCAUCGGCUGGUUCGGCAUCCUUGGUUAUCAGAUCGGAACAACCAUUGGUGCAUUUGUUGCUGGCACCAUGAUUCAAGGUGUCAUCAUCUUGAACAAUCCCGACACAUACAAUCCUCAACGAUGGCAUGGAACCUUGAUCGCAAUGGCUAUCACCAUUUGUGUGGCCCUCUUCAACAUUUUCCUUGCGAACCACCUCCCACUGGUCGAAGGAAUCAUCUUGGUGCUUCACGUUGCCGGAUUUGUGGCUAUCUUGGUGCCCCUCUGGAUUAUGGCUCCGCGUACUCCGAGCUCCGAAGUGUGGACCUCCUUCACGGAUGGCAACGGCUGGGGGAGCAUCGGAGUUGCCUGUCUCGUCGGCAUGAUCACCAAUGCUGGUGCAUUAGUCGGGGGUGACGCCGCGGCGCACAUGGCCGAGGAGUUGAAGAGUGCCUCGAAGAUCCUGCCCAGGGCCAUGAUCUGGACCAUAGCCGUCAAUGGUCUUCUGGGAUUUGUCAUGCUUGUCACAUUCCUCUAUACGUUGGGGAACUUGGAUGAGGACCUCGCGUCGCCGACGGGCUACCCUGUCAUUCAGGUGUUCGCCACGGCCACUGAGUCCAACGGUGGUGCGAUCGGGCUAACCACAAUCCUCAUCAUCUUGAAUGUUUGUGCCAACCUAACCACUAUGGCCGGCUCUUCCCGUCAACUGUUCUCCUUCGCUCGGGACAAGGGGGUUCCUUUCCACCGCUGGGUAUCUAGAGUUCCCCCUGGGUACGACGUUCCGGUCAACUCUAUUAUCGUCUCGGCCCUUUGCUCAUGCGUUUUCCACUGCAUCAACAUUGGCUCGUCAAUUGCCUUCAACAUCAUCAUGUCCAUCGGCACAGUCGCGCUGAUCACGAGUUACAUGACCUCGAUCGGCAGCAUUACCUGGAGACGGAUUCGUGGCUUGCCUCUUCUUCCAUCCAAGUUUUCUCUCGGCAAGUUCGGCCUCGGGAUCAACAUGGCCGCACUUUGUUUCUGCGCCGUGGUCUAUGUCUUCUCAUUUUUCCCUCCAAUGCCAAAUCCACCAGCGGCGUCAAUGAAUUGGGCCUGUGCCGUAUACGGAGGAGUUGUAUUGCUGGCUUUCACCUACUAUGCCAUCCGUGCACGACAUGUAUAUGUCGGACCUGUGGCUUAUGUCAAUAAGAGCGCUUGA